Messenger RNA from Myodes glareolus (Bank vole), 1278 nucleotides. Lineage: Eukaryota; Metazoa; Chordata; Mammalia; Rodentia; Cricetidae. The record is from RefSeq and is a predicted model, not a curated record.
AUGGCAGAACAAGAAGUGGAAAAUGAACUUUUGGACUAUGAUAAAGAUGAUGAGCCCCAAGCACCCAAGGAGAGUACUCCAGCUCCCCCAAAGAAAGACGUCAAAGGAUCUUUUGUCUCCAUUCACAGUUCUGGUUUCCGGGACUCUCUGCUGAAGCCAAAACUCCUGAGAGUCAUAGUUGACUGUGGCUUUGAGCAUCCUUCAGAGGUCCAGCAUGAGUGUAUUCCCCGGGCCAUUAUGGGUAUGAAUGUCCUGUGCCAGGCCAAGUCUGGGAUGUGUAAGACAGCUGUGUUUGUGCUGGCCAUCCUGCAGCAGAUCAAGCCCAUCAAUGGCCGGGUAUCAGUACUAGUCAUGUGCCACACAAGGGAGCUGGCCUUCCAGAUCAGCAAGGAGUAUGAGCACUUCUUUAAGUACAUGACCAGUAUCAAGGUAUCUGUGUUCUUUGGGGACCUUUCCAUUAAGAAGGAUGAAGAUGUGUUGAAGAACUGUUCUCAUGUUGUAACAGGGACACCAGGCCAGAUCCUGGCACUUGUAUGGAACAAGAGCCUCAACCUAAGGAAUGUAAAGCACCUUGUGCUAGAUGAGUGUGACAAGAUGCUGGAACAGCUGGACAUGUGCCAGGAGGUGCAAGAGAUCUUUCGCCUGACACCCCAUAAAAAGCAGCACAUGCUAUUCAGUGCCACCCUGAGCAAGGAGAUCCGACCAGUCUGCAGGAAGUUCAUGCAGGAUGCAAUGGAGGUGUUUGUGGAUGAUGAGACCAACCUCACACUGCACUGUCUACAGCAGUACUAUGUCAAGCUCAAGGACAAUGAGAAGAACCAGAAGCUCUUUGACCUCGUUGACAUCCCAGAGACUAACCAGGUAGUGAUCUUUGUCAAGUCUGUGCAAUGCUGCAGUGCCCUGGCCCAGCUCCUAGUGAAACAGAACCUCUCAGCCGUUGCCAUUCAUCGAGACAUGCCCCAGGAGGAGUGUCUGUCCUGCUACCAGCAGUUCAAGGACUUCCAGUGGUGCAUCCUGUUAGCUACCAAUCUGUUUGGUAGAGGUAUGGACAUGGAGUGAGUCAACAUCGUCUUCAACUAUGACAUGCCAGAGGACUCAGAUAUCUACCUUCAUGGAGUGGCUUGUGCUGGUCACUUUGGUACUAAAGGCCUGGCAGUCACUUUUGUAUCUGAUGAGAAUGAUGCCAAAAUCUUCAAUGAUGUUCAGGACUGGUUUGAAGUGAAUGUGGCAAAGCUUUCAGAAGGAAUAGAUAUCUCUACAUACAUUGAACAGAGCUGA